This is a messenger RNA of Rhea pennata, 10477 nucleotides long. It is a transcript of the gene ASPM, whose product is annotated as assembly factor for spindle microtubules. The record is from RefSeq and is a predicted model, not a curated record. Gene Ontology annotation, cellular component: spindle pole. The coding region runs from base 1 to 10410 and encodes 3469 amino acids. Gene Ontology annotation, biological process: establishment of meiotic spindle localization; mitotic cell cycle; spindle organization. Gene Ontology annotation, molecular function: calmodulin binding. The transcript has 29 exons. NCBI's taxonomy places the organism in Eukaryota, Metazoa, Chordata, Aves, Rheiformes, Rheidae.
AUGGCCGCGGGGCUAUUCCACGGGGCGGCGGCGUGGGAGCUGAGCCCCGCCGCGAGUCCCCGGCGGCGCCGCUGGGCCGGGCGCGAGGCCGAGGAGGAUGAGGGCGAAGCCGUGCUGGUGCUCAGCCACUUCGCCCGGCCGCCGUUCCUCAGCUUCGGCAGCCUGCGCGUCGGCGCCUCCCGCACUCGACUGCUGGGCAUCGACAACCCUAACGCGGAGGACGCCGAGGUGGCCGUCGAUCGCUUCCCAGCUGCCGCCAGGGGCUUCAGCCUCGAGCAUGGCCGCUUUUCCGUAGAGUCAGGAAAAAGAAUCUUUGUUCCUAUAACAUGGACACCAUUAGAAGAAGGAAAAGUUAGAGAACUGGUAACUUUUGUUAUUAAUGGCAUUGUGAAACAUCAAGCUGUGCUCCUGGGUGUUGCUGAGCAGCCUGUGAAGAAAAAGAAGAGUCUUUGGGAUAACAUAAAAAGGAAAAACACUUCGGAAACAGCUGUUUCAACAAGAGUUAGGAAAAGAAAUUCAAAGGUCAAAAAUGUUAAUAAAACCUUUCAAGUUUCACAGAGGGUGAAUAGACUUAGAAGCCCACUUCAAUCAUGUGAAAAUCAGAAUACACUGCAAAGUAGCAUAUCCCCAAGAAAUGACUCCUUUGUUGGCCUAGAAAAUAAGCUGCCUAUAUCUCCUAUUGCACCUAUGCUAGAGGAACAUCAUGAUGCUGUUUGUACACCAAUUUCAAUGAGAAGAUCUACUACGUUCUCAGACAUUGCUGCAGCUGUAAAUGAGGAGUUAUUACCUGAAGUAGACAGCUGUAACAUCAAGAAAUUUCUUGAUCACCGUAAAGAAUUAAAGUCUGAAAGUGCAUACAGUUCUUCCACUGGAUUAGUACAACUGCCAAUUUCAAAUAAUGAAGUAAUGAAUUGUACACUUUCACCAGUUUGCACUCCUGAACAUUCAGAGUCUGCAUCCGUUUUAAGCAUGAGGAAAAUUUUAAGUCCAGAUUCCUUUAUAAAAGACAGUUACCAAGUUAGCGUAGAUACUGCAAUGGAGCAGCCUGUUCCAAUUCUGUCACCCGAUCAGUUUGUGAAAGACACCUUGUCAGAUGUGCAGUCACAGACUCCCAAACUUGAGGCAGCAUCAAUAUCUUCUACUACAGAGGCUUAUAUCACAAAGAAAUAUCUGCCUUUGAAAUGGGCAAAAAAUGGAGACAUACAGACAAGAGUACGUAUCUGUACAGGGCACAAGUUAAAUGACGCCUUUGAGACACAUAAUGAAGAAUCACAGGUACUUCAUUAUGACAAACCCAAACAAAGUGAUUUCAGAUUUCCUUCUACAGGGGAACUUCAAACCUGCAAUUGUUCUCAGAGACAGCAACCAAAAAAACGUCCAGUCCUUUCUGCUACUGUCAUUAAAAAUAAGCCUGAUGCUGUUGAAAGAAAAGGAACAGAAAUUUUCCAGCCAAAAUCUAGAAAAUGCCUCAACAGUGCAGUAAUGGAAUGUGCUAACAUGGUUCCUGUAUGUACAAAGGCAGAAAUAUCUAGACAUCUUCCAGUUAUAGGUUUUAUUUCAGCUGAAAAUAAAUGUCACAAUGAUAAAGUAAAUUCAUCUCCUGCUGGAUCAACUUCAUCCCGUCGUAAGAGGAAAAGUGAAGUGUAUCUGGAAAAUGCUAGGAUUACAGUUUCAGCAUACGUGGAAGAAGUUGAAACAAAAAGAACUCUUAUGUCUAGUGUGGCCAAUAAAACACAUACUGCUAUUAGACCAGGAGCACUCAAACGUACAAGCCAAGAGAAAGUAGCACAGAGAAAGCAAGCGGGUUCUUCUCUUCAGAAAGCAUCUAAAAAUAUCAACAGAACUAGUAAACUUAUUGCUGGAUUGGCUCAGUCUCACCUGACAUUUGUGAAACCUUUGAAAACAGUUAUUCCUAGACAUCCAAUGCCUUUUGCUGCUAAAAAUAUGUUUUAUGAUGAACGCUGGAAGGAGAAGCAACAACGAGGUUUCACCUGGUGGUUAAAUUUUAUACUUACUCCUGAUGACUUCAGUGUAAAAACAAACACCUCACAAGUAAAUGCAGCUGCUCUUAUCUUGGGAGUAGAGAACCAUCAUAAAACCAGUGUUCCUAAGGCACCAACAAAAGAUGAAGUAUCUCUAAAGGCUUAUACCGCUCAGCGUAGGCUGAAUAAGUUACGACGUGCAGCUUGCCGUUUGUUUACCUCUGAAACAAUGGUCAAAGCUAUUAAGAAGCUGGAAGUUGAGAUUGAAAGUAGACGUUUGCUGGUUCGUAAAGACAGACAUCUAUGGAAAGAUGUAGGAGAAAGACAGAAAGUCCUUAACUGGCUUCUAUCUUACAACCCUUUGUGGCUGCGUAUAGGUCUGGAGACUGUUUAUGGAGAACUGAUAUCUUUGGAGAGUAAUAGUGAUGUUAUGGGUUUAGCAAUGUUUAUUCUUAAUCGCGUGCUUUGGAACCCGGACAUUGCUGCAGAAUACAGACAUCCCACUGUGCCUCACCUUUACCGAGAAGGCCACGAAGAAGCCUUAUCAAAAUUCACACUGAAAAAAUUGCUGCUGUUAGUUUGCUUUCUGGAUUGUGCCAAAAAGUCUAGAAUCAUUGAUCAUGACCCCUGCCUGUUCUGCAAGGAUGCAGAGUUCAAGAGUAGCAAAGACGUUCUGCUGGCAUUUUCUCGAGACUUCCUGAGUGGUGAAGGUGACCUUUCCCGACAUCUCAGUUUCCUGGGACUACCUGUCAGUCAUAUUCAGACUCCACUUGAUGAAUUUGAUUUUGCUGUAACAAAUUUGGCUGUGGACUUACAAUGUGGCAUUCGUCUUGUGAGAACAAUGGAACUUCUCACGCAAAACUGGAAUCUUUCAAAACAUCUGAGAGUUCCUGCAAUAAGUCGUCUUCAAAAGAUGCAUAAUGUUGAUAUUGUUCUUAAUAUGCUUAAAGAGCAAGGAAUUCAAUUAAAAGAUGAAAGCGGUGCUUCAAUUGAUUCCAGGGAUAUUGUGGACAGACAUAGAGAACGAACUUUAGCACUGUUGUGGAAAAUUGUCUUUGCUUUCCAGGUGGAUGUUUAUCUUAAUGUAGAACAAUUAAGAGAAGAAAUCGAGUUUCUAAAGAAUGCACACAGAAUAAAAACCAAAUUAGAUGCUCUUAAGUCUUUUUCAAAUCACAGUCGAAGGCAAGACGAUAACAAUAGUAACACCUCGUUUCAAAGUUACGGUGAAAAUGUGGAGCUGUUGAUGGCUUGGGUCAAUGCUGUUUGUGGAUUUUACAAUAUCAAGGUGGAAAAUUUCACAGUGUGUUUCUCAGAUGGCAGAGUUUUGUGUCAUUUGAUUCAUCACUAUCAUCCCUGCUAUAUACCUUUGGAAUCUGUGUGUCAACGUACAACUCAAACAGUAGAAUGCUCAAGAACUCAUAUGGUGGAACUAAACUCUUCCUCCUCCUCCUCGUCAGAGUCUGAUACUUCUCUAAAUGUUAUGGAAGGAAUGUUUGGCCAAGCUGCUAUGCCAGGCCUAUACAAGGAACUGUUGGACAAUGAAAGGAAAAACUUUCAGCUGAUCAAUGCUGCAGUUUCUGACCUAGGUGGAAUACCUGCAAUGGUUCAUCACUCAGACAUGUCAAAUACAAUUCCUGAUGAGAAGGUUGUUAUUACCUACCUGUCGUUUCUGUGUUCGCGGCUUCUAGAUCUUCGGCAAGAAACCCGAGCUGCUCGAUUAAUUCAGUCUGCUUGGAGGAAGUACAGGCUGAAAAAGGAACUGAAACUAUCUCAGGAAAGAGACAGAGCUGCUCGGAUAAUUCAAAAAUUUGCAGUCAAGUUCUUGACUCAUCGACGCAUCCUUAAAAAAGAGAAUGCAGUAGUAUUCAUCCAGAAGUACUGGAGAAGAUACUUAGCCAGGAUGAAGUUUUUAAAUCUAAAAAAGGCAGAACUGGAGGAAGCCAGAAGUAAAUCUGCCACAGUCAUUCAGGCUUAUUGGAGGAGGUACUCUGCUAGGAAGAGAUAUUUACAGCUGAGAUACUAUGCUAUCUUUGUACAAGCAAGGAUAAGGAUGGUGAUGUCCGUUACUUCGUAUAAACGAAUUGUUUGGGCUGCUAUUACAAUUCAGAGCCAUCUGCGUGCAUCUAAGUUGAUGAAAGAAGAUCAGCGAAGAUAUGAACUCUUAAAGUCUUCAACGCUUACUAUUCAGUCUGCAUUCAGAAGAUGGAGAAGGCACAAAAUUCAACAGAAAAUUAAAGCUACAUUAGUAUUGCAGGCUUGUUUCCGAAAAUGGCAAUCUUCAAAACUGGCUAAAAGAAAGAGAGCUGCCCUUGUUAUACAGUCUUGGUAUAGGAUGCACAAAGAUUUGAAGCAGUAUUUUCAUGUUAAACAAAGUGUUAUCAAGAUUCAGGCUUGGUACAGGUGCCAACUAGCAAGACGUAUUUACCUGGAAUAUAGGACAAAAAUAGUGAGAAUUCAGCAGUAUUACAGAGCUUAUAGGUCAGGAAAAAAUGAAAGAGAAAACUAUUUGCAAAAACGUGUGGCAAUAAUAGUUCUCCAAGCUGCGUUUAGAGGCAUGAAAGCACGUACACAAUACAGGCAAACAAAAGCAGCUUGCAUUAUUCAGUCAUUAUGGAGAAUGAAACAAGAGAAACUAAGAUUUCUACACAUCAAACAAUCUGUUAUUACAUUGCAAUCACAUGUAAGAAAAUACCAACAAGUAAAGAGAUACAAAGAGAUUAAAAAUGCUGUUUCUGUAAUUCAAGGUCGCUAUAGGACGUAUGUCACUUCUAGAAAAGCAGCUUCCUCCUUCCAGAGGAUACGUCUUGCUGCUAUUGUCCUGCAGUCUGCCUACAGAGGAAUGCAAGCUAGAAAAGAGGCUCGCAUAUUAAGAUCUGUGAUAACAAUUCAGUCAAGUUACCGUGCUUAUGUUGCCCGAAAGAGAUUUAAAAACUUAAAAAAUGCAAUAGUGAAGAUUCAAGCUUUUGUAAGAAUGAGACAAGCACACAAGCAGUACUGUAUAUUAAGGAAGGCAGUGCUGUACGUCCAGCGAAGAUAUCGAUCUCAUAGAUAUGUACUUCAACUUAAAGAAGAUUAUAGGAAAUUAAAGGGAGCUUGCAUAAAAGUUCAAGCUGCAGUUCGAGGCUAUCUCAUCAGGAAAAAAGUACGAAGGUGGAAGAAGAUGGUAAUAUUUCUCCAGGCACACUACAGAAUGAGAAGGGACAGGCAACGUUAUUUAAGCAUCUACCAUGCUGUUGUCGUCAUUCAAAAGCACUAUCGUGCAUACCGAAGGCAGCUCUGUCAGCGGCAGGAAUUCUUGCAGAUUAAAAAAGCAACUGUGUGCUUACAAGCAGCCUACAGGGGCUACAAAGUGCGCAAAGCUUUUAAACUUAAAUACAUAGCUGCUAUUACAAUUCAGACUGCUUUUAGGGCUCAUGCUGCGAGAAUGAAAUUUCAGGCAAUGAUUCAAGCCUCCGUUGUGAUUCAGAGGUGGUACAGAAUCGGCAAGAUUGGUAACAGGCAACGACUCAGCUUCUUAACCACUAGAGCAGCCGUGCUUUCUUUACAGGCAGCUUUUCGUGGUUGGAAAGUACGAAAAGAGAUUCAAAGGCAGCACGUUGCUGCGACUGCAUUACAGUCUGCCUUCAGAAGAUUUAUGGCUCGGAAAAGAUUCAGACUUACCCGCCAUGCUGCGCUAACUCUCCAGCAGCAUUACAGAGCCAGAGUUACGGGACGGAAACAACGGCAAGAGUAUGUUGAGCUGCGUAACUGUGUAGUAUGUCUCCAGGCCCUAUGGAGAGGGAAAACUGAGAGAAGGCAAAUUCAAAAGAAGCAUAAUCUUGCAACAAUUAUUCAGUCCUAUUACAGAAUGCAUUUAAAUCAACAAAGAUUCAAGAAACUAAGACAAGCAACUGUAGUGAUUCAGAGGUACUUCAGAUCUUACUGUAGGAAAAAAACCCAACGUGUGCUUUAUCUAAAAAGAAAGGCUGCUGUGUUAGUCUUGCAGUCUGCUUACCGUGGGAUGACUGUGAGGAGACAAUUAAGCAAACUAAGCAAAGCCGCUACAGUUAUACAAGCAGCCUUCAGAUCUUACCUGGUAAAAAAGGAGUAUGUAGCACUUAGAUCUGCAGCUGUUGUGAUUCAAAGGCAUUAUCGUGCAGUUAUGCAUGCUAAAUGUCAAAAGCAAGAAUACAUGUCUUUAAAGAAAGCCACAGUUAAAAUGCAAGCUAUUUAUAGAGGUGUAAAAGUUAGACAACAAAUUCACCAUAUGCAUCAAGCAGCUAUUUCUAUUCAGGCCAUGUUUAAGAUGCAUCGCAUAAAUGUUAGAUACCAGGCAAUGAGAAUGGCAGCAAUUAUAAUUCAAAGACAAUAUAGAGCAUUUUGUUUAGGCAGAAUACAACGUAAGAAGUACUUGGAGCUAAAGAAAUCUUCUAUUAUCCUUCAAGCUGCGUGCAGAGGCCUGAAAGUUCGACAGGACCUGAAAACUAUGCAUCGCUCAGUUGUGGUAAUACAGUCUUAUUAUCGAAUGCACAGGCAACGAAGAGAUUUCAGAAGAUUGUUAGUAGCAACUAGACGGAUUCAGCAGUGGUUCCGUGCUUGUAAGGAACGAAACGUACAGGUUCGCAACUAUAUGAUUGUGAAAAAGGCUGCACUUUGUAUCCAGGCUGCAUUCCGUGGUAUGAAAACAAGACGACUUAUAAGAACUAUGAGUGCAUCUGCUCAGCUUAUUCAAAGAAGAUUUAGAACUUUUCUGAAAAGAAAACAUUUUGUUUCCCUGAAGAUAGUUGCUAUUACAAUUCAGAGAAAAUACCGAGCAACAAAACUAGCAAAAAAUCAACGUCAAAAAUACCUCUCUCUUCUUAAUGCUGCUGUUAUCAUACAAUCUGCCUAUAGAGGCUUUGUGGUCAGGAAAAAAAUACAGCAGAUGCAUCGAGCUGCUACAGUUAUCCAAGCAACAUUACGGAUGCGUAAAAUUUAUAUUUCCUAUCAUGCUCUCAGGCUUGCUUCAGUAAUCAUACAGAAGCAUUAUCGUGCUUACAGGAAAAGGAAACAGGUGAGAGAAAUAUACUUAAAGUUGUGCAAUUCUGUUCUACUUCUUCAGGCUGCUUUUAGAGGAAUGAGAACAAGAUACUUCUUGAAGAAAAGACAUGAGGCGGCACUUACAAUACAAAAAAACUAUCGGAUGUACAAGCAAUGUCACCACUACAGAAAGGUUCAGUGGGCAGCUCAACUAAUACAGAAGAGGUACAGAGCCAAUAACCUGAAGAAUAUUGCAGUACAGCAUUUCUCUUCACUGAAGAAAGCAGCAAUUUGUAUUCAGAAGGCGUUUCGAGACAGAAGGGCAAAAAAACAACAUCAGGAAAUGCAUUGUGCUGCUAUUAUUCUUCAGAAAAAUUUUAAAGCAUAUAGGGAACGUCAAAGAUACCUUUCUCUUAAAGCAGCUACUACAGUCUUACAGAGAAGAUACAGAGCUUUGAUUUUGUCAAGACAGCAUACUCGGGAGCAUCUUUCUCUUUGCCAAGCAGCUGUUUGUUUACAGGCUGUAUACAGAGGUAUCAGAGUGCGGAAGAAUAUUAAGCAUAUGCACUUAGCUGCUAGGAAAAUCCAGGCAGCCUAUAGAAUGCACAGGAGUAAAAGGUCCUAUCAAAAUAUAAGAAUUGCAGCUAUUGUUAUACAGAAUUACUACCGAUUCUACAUUAAAGGAAAGAAUCAACGAAAUAAAUAUCUGACAGUUAAGAGGUCUGCUCUUGUUAUUCAGGCAUCAUACAGAGGCAUGAAGGAACGAAAGAAACUGAAAAUAAUGCAUGUCUCAGCAACUAUAAUACAGUCCAGUUAUCGCAUGUAUAUACAACAUAAGUACUAUAAACAGUUGCACUGGGCUGUCAGAGUUAUACAACAAAGGUUCAGAGCCAAAAUGGCAAAAGAAGCUGAUGCAAAAAACUAUGCAAAAGUAAAAAGGGCUAUCCUUUGUAUUCAAUCAGCUUUUCGUGCUAAAAGAGCAAGGCAGUUGCAUAAAAUGAUUGUGGCUGCACGACGUGUUCAGUCAUUUUUACAAAUGAGUGCGCAAAGGAAGCGUUUUCUCACAAAAAAAGCGGCAGCAAUAAUCAUUCAGUCUGUGUUCCGAUGCCAAAGGACAAAGACUCGCUAUAAAUUGAUUCGGAGUUCAACAGUGGCUAUUCAGAGGUGGUACAGAGCAUGUCGUAUGGCUCGUUUACAGCAAGCGGAAUAUGCUUUACAAAGGCAAGCAAUAAUAACUAUUCAGUCUGCCUGUCGUGGAAUGAAAGCAAGAAAAAUGGCAAGAGAAAUACGAGCUGCAAGAAAGAUUCAGUCUUUUCUUCAAAUGGCUGUACAUCAUGGAAGAUUCAUUCAACUUAAAACAGCAGCUAUUACAUUGCAAGCCUAUUACUUAAUGCGUAAAACUCGUUCAGAGUAUGUGAGAUAUAAGAAAGCGGCAGUUGUCUUACAGCGAUGCUACCGAUCCCGUUUGACUGUGAAAUGUCAAAGAACAUCUUAUUUACAAACCCGGAAGAAUAUUAUCAUAGUGCAGGCUAGAGUCAGGGGAUUCAUUGAAAAGAAGAGAUUUCAUAAAAUUAAAGAAAGUGCAAUAAAAAUUCAGGCAUUUUUCCGUGGGUCUAUUCAGAGACGGCAAUACCUGCAGUACAAGUCUUCUGCUGUACUGAUACAGCAGCACUACAGAGCCCAUCAGAUGCGAAAUGUUGAAAAACAAAGAUAUUAUCAAAUGAGAACGGCUGUCAUUAGGAUUCAGGCAUCAUAUAGAAGACUUAAAGCCAAGCAGUUUGCUGACAAAAUGAGAGCAGCACGAGUAAUUCAAGCCUGGUUUCAAGGCUACAAAGCACGAAAAGAAUAUAUGUCUGUGGUAAAAGCUACUUAUGUUAUUCAGAGUCAUUUCAGAGCAAAACAGCAGAGGAUCUGGUUUCUGACAGUGAAGGUCUGUACAAUUACUAUUCAAAGAAGAUGGAGAGCAACCCUUACUGCAAGAACAACUCGCUAUCAAUUUCUGGCAGCUCAGCAAGCUGUAGUUAAGAUCCAGUCGACGUAUAGGCAAUACAGGGCUAGAAGAUUAGUAAGAAAGAAACUUCAAGCUGCACUUUUGAUCCAAGCAACAUACAGAGGCUUUAAGGAGAGAAGGAAAUUUAUUCAACAAAAAGCUGCUGCUGUCAUCAUCCAGAAACAUCUGCGGGCUUGGCAGGAAGGCAGGCUUCAGUUUGUAAAAUACAACAAAACUAGAAGGGCUGUUAUUAGACUACAAGCAUUCAUCCGAGGUUAUUUAGUCAGAAAAAAGAUUUCAGAACAGAAACAAAACAAGAGGUUACUUUACUUUACAGCAGCUGCAUAUCAUCAUGUUUCUGCAAUUAAAAUUCAAAGGGCAUAUAGAAUUCACCUUGUCUUAAAACUUGCGCAAAACAAGAUCUCUUCUGUUCUAGUAAUACAGAGAUGGUUCCGAGCAAAAGUACAGCAAAAAAGAUUUCAAAGAGAUUAUCAAAGAAUCAUUCAAUUACAAGGAAUGAUUAGAGUCUGGCUAAAGCGCAGAAGUGACGCAGCAACCAUAAUUCAACGAAAUGUACGAAGGUUCCUUGUCUGCAGGCGUAGCAGAAAAUUUGUAGUUGGAAUAAUUAAAUUGCAGGCAUUGUGGAGAGGAUAUUCUUGGAGAAAGAGCAAUGACACAGCAAAAACUAAAGCUUUAAGACGUAGUUUGGAAAAGGCUAAUGAAAAGAGCAGAGAAGAAAACAAAUUAUGUAACAGAACUGCAAUUGCAAUUGAAUAUCUUCUAAAAUACAAACAUCUUUCUUAUAUUCUUGCAGCAUUAAAGCAUCUAGAGGUGGUUACCAGAUUGUCCCCACUCUGCUGUGAAAAUAUGGCCCAGAGCAAAGCAAUUUUCACUAUUUUUGUUUUGAUACGAAGUUGCAACCGCAGUGUUCCAUGUAUGGACGUGAUCAGAUAUUCAAUUCAAGUUCUACUUAAUGUUUCAAAGUAUGAAAGAACAACUCAAGCAGUUUAUGAAGUCGAAAAUUCUAUAGAUACGUUACUAGACCUAUUGCAAAUGUACAGAGGGAAAGCUGGGGACAAAAUUUCAGAGAAAGGAGGAAGUAUUUUCACAAAGACCUGUUGCUUGCUGGCCAUCCUUUCAAAGGACUCAAAGAGAGCUUUGGAAAUUCGAAGCAUACCAAGAGUAAUUACUUGCAUUCAAAGCCUCUAUAAACUUACAGCUCGUAAACACAGAAUGGAUGUUGAAAGAACACUUGUGAAACAAAAAGCAAACACUUGCAUUAGUGGAACUUCCUUUGUUCCCAUAACUCCUGUAAGAACAAAAACAGUUUCGAGAAUCAAACCAGACUGGGUUUUGAGGAAAGAUAAUAUGCAAGAAAUUGUGGAUCCUCUGCAAGCAAUUCUGAUGGUGAUGGAUACACUUGGUAUUACCUGCUACUGAAAUGUAAAUUAUGUAUAUGAAAAUGCGCUUGUACAAUAUGUAUGUAGCAGACAGGUAAAUGACCUGG